Molecule: messenger RNA, 1040 nt
Organism: Durio zibethinus
Lineage: Eukaryota; Viridiplantae; Streptophyta; Magnoliopsida; Malvales; Malvaceae
Product: mitochondrial import receptor subunit TOM20-like
Biological process (GO): protein insertion into mitochondrial outer membrane
Cellular component (GO): mitochondrial outer membrane translocase complex
Molecular function (GO): protein binding
Source: RefSeq, a predicted model, not a curated record
UUAAGAAGAACAGAAAAUUGCAGUUCCUGCUAAACGAAGACGUCACCGGGAAAGCUAGAGUCACCCUUUUCUUUCUUUUAGGGCUCUUUUGAAACGCAGGGAGUUUAACUUGGAUAAGCAGUUGUUUCGAAAACCUACAGAAAAUAUUAACCAGGAAACAAAAACACUUAAAAAAGUUAAAAAGAGCAGCCAUGGAAAUGUCGAACGAACUCGAUAGGCUGCUCUUUUUUGAGCAAGCUUGUAAAUUUUCCGAAGUUACUUACGCUUCCAAUCCUCUCGACGCCGAUAACUUGACCAGAUGGGCCGGAGCUUUACUGGAGUUGUCUCAGUUUCAAAGCGUUCCAGAAUCCCAGAAAAUGAUUCAAGAUGCUAUUUCGAAGCUAGAGGAGGCUUUGUCGAUUAACCCUAAAAGGCAUGAUGCUUUAUGGUGUUUGGGAAAUGCUCAGACUUCUUUUGCAUUUCUGACUAGCAAGGAGGACGAAGCGAGGCCUUAUUUCGAAAAGGCUGCUCGAUAUUUCCAGCAAGCUGUUGAUAAGGACCCGAGCAAUGAAGUUUACCUCAAAUCGUUAGAAAUAUCUGCUAAGGCUCCAGAAUUACACCAGGAAAUCCUUAAGCAUGGUUUAGGUCAACAGACGCUGGCUGCUGGACCUUCAUCUUCUACUUCUUCCAGUUCAACAAAGACUGCUACAAAGAACAAGAAAAGUAGUGAUCUCAAAUACGACAUAUUUGGAUGGAUAAUCCUCGCUGUUGGCAUUGUUGCAUGGGUUGGGUUUGCAAAAUCACAAAUGCCACCUUCCCCACCACCACCACCCUGAUAAGCGAUGGAUGCAUGCAAUGCCCCAUAUCCGCAUGCCUCUGGGGGAUUCAAACAGCCUCCAGACUUUUUUAGUUGAGACAUUGGGAAAAAAUUUGAGAAUUUUAUGUUAUGUUAGUUAAAUUUUUUUGACCUAAUUAGUGCUUCCAUAUCAAUGAACCAAACCAAUGAUAAAACAAAUAAAAAAAAAAGUCAUUUCUUUAUGAAACUAUGAUUUUUCUCCAAA